AUGCUCCAUCAGGAUUACUCCCGAGCUGCAGCACCGCCAUGGACCGUGAUGUGGUUUACCACCAAACUGGACCACUUCACAUAUUCCGACACCCGAACUUUUAAGAUGAAGUGGCUCGUGAAUAAUACCAACUACAAGUCAGGAGGACCUAUAUUCUUCUACACGGGAAACGAAGGGGACAUCGAAGGUUUCGCUACAGCCACAGGGAUUAUGUGGGACCUCGCGCCAAAAUUCAACGCAGCAAUUGUUUUCGCGGAGCACCGAUUCUAUGGUGAGAGCCUUCCAUUUGGGAACCAAUCGUAUUCGAGCAUCGACAACAUGGGAUAUCUGACGUCGGAGCAGGCUCUCGCUGACUUUGCUGCUCUGCUUUUCACUCUGAAGACUCCCAAUAACACCUUAAAUGUGUCUUAUCCUGAAAGUGCACCAGUGAUUUCAUUCGGUGGUUCUUACGGUGGGAUGUUAUCAGCCUGGUUCCGAGUCAAAUAUCCACACGUUGUUGCUGGAGCAUGGGCAGCUUCAGCUCCGUUGAUCUAUUUCAAAGGAGGUGGAGUUGAUCAGGGCGCAUUCGAUAAGGUUACGACAAAGACUUUCGUGGACGCUGGAACCAACAGAUUUGUUGUGGCCAACAGCUGGAACGCCAUUCUCAACCUUUCUUCAACUGGGAAGGGACGUCAAUUCCUAAAUAAGCAAUUCAACAUCGACCCAAAAUCACAAAUAAAGAACAGGGAAGACGGAUGGCUGCUCAACGGCUACAUUAGAGAAGCACUAGAGUAUAUGGCUAUGGUGGAUUAUCCGUACUCAACGGGAUUUCUCGAACCUCUACCCUCCUGGCCAGUCAAGGCUGCAAGUGAGCAAAUGAGCGCACCUGGUAGUAACUUCACCGAUGAGCAGUUGGCAACUAUGGUAUACAGCGCUGCAAAUAUUUACUACAAUUCGACUGGUGCUCUCGAGCACAACUGCAUCGAUCCAAGUGUUUGCGGCGAUCCAGGCACGGCAGGACUCGGCGAUGAUCAACUCGGAUGGCCAUGGCAGGAGUGCAGUGAAAUAGUGAUUGAUAUGUGUGCGAGAGGUGGCAGCAAUGACUUCUUCUGGAACGAAUGCAAAGGAGAUUCAAAAGCACUACUCGCAGAGCAGUGCGAGGCAACAUUCGAAACGUUUAAUUGGACAACAAACGUUUGGAACAUAAGGGCGGUUCCGCUGCUCUACGGUCUCUCCCUGGCUGGAGCUAGCAACAUUAUCCUCACGCAAGGCCAGCUCGACCCGUGGUCUGCGGGAGGUUAUCAGCCAGGAUCUAGUGGAGAUAAUCAAGAUCGAGGACUAUAUGUGUUACAAAUACCCGGUGCAGCUCACCACCUCGAUCUACGAACGCCGAACACCUGCGAUCCCAACACAGUCACCAACGCGAGAUAUCAGAUUGUGCAAAUUCUGGAUUGCUGGAUCAAAGGAUGCAGCGCGACUCCAAAACUUGCCACGCUACCUUCUAUGGUGGUCCCGAGUGUAGCAGAAUGUAAGGAUGUGAAUCAAGGAAAACCACACGGUGCCGCUCAUUUCUCCGUGACCAUCGCAAGAGAAACGGCAUGGGAACCGCUUCAGAUCGUACGAGGUGCGCUAGAACGCGGCUCUAUGCGCACGCUACGUCCCCUUCGGCAGUCUGCUCAUUAG
This is a messenger RNA of Necator americanus (New World hookworm), 1662 nucleotides long. RefSeq lists its product as uncharacterized. Lineage: Eukaryota; Metazoa; Nematoda; Chromadorea; Rhabditida; Ancylostomatidae. The transcript has 14 exons. Bases 1 to 1662 code for a protein of 553 amino acids. The record is from RefSeq and is a predicted model, not a curated record. Gene Ontology annotation, molecular function: dipeptidyl-peptidase activity; serine-type exopeptidase activity. Gene Ontology annotation, biological process: proteolysis.